Messenger RNA from Monascus purpureus, 1059 nucleotides. The record is from the annotation of a GenBank genome assembly. NCBI's taxonomy places the organism in Eukaryota, Fungi, Ascomycota, Eurotiomycetes, Eurotiales, Aspergillaceae.
AUGGCGUAUGGCUUCGCUGCGAGCAUUGCUGUGACCGCGGGCUUUUCUGCCUUUGUCUGGGUGUCGAUUAGCCUGCGGCUGUAUGUGCGGUUGUGGCUGCAUAAUCGGCCCUUUCUCGAUGAUCUUUUUGCGGCGCUUGGGACGGCAGUGUACUCGGCACAGGCUAUCUAUUUCAUCAUCGGCGUGGUCCGCCAUGGCAUCUCCCAGAGCGCAGACGAGCUGCCCAAGCAGACGUAUUCAGACGGCAUGCGGGUCAUCUUCGCCUGCCUCCUCCUCUACUACACCGGCACGUACAUGAUGAAACUCUCCUUCAUCUUCACCCUGCACCGCAUCGUCCAGAACAAGAAGUACUACCGAUAUACCCUGUAUCUCCUCAUCUUCACCGGCCUUGUGAUCACGCUGGUCAUCAUGUUCUGGGUGCUCUUCUUCUGCCGUCCGGUCAGUUACUUCUGGAGACAGGUCGCUGAUCCGGACGGCGGGUCAUGCAGGGCGAUCAACAAGAUGACAAUUGCGUCUGUCGUGCAUGCUUGCUGGAUUCUCGUCGCGGAUAUCAUGCUCGGUCUUGUCUUGCCCGUGCUACUCCUGCGACAGCUGCAGAUGAAUAUACGGACGAAAUCGUCUGUUUUACUUUUGCUAGGACUGAGUCUUCUAGCAACAAUAGCGACAAUCAUCCGAAUCUCCUACGUCACAACCCUCACAACCGCAGACAUGCUCCGCUCCAACAACCCCAUCAUCCUCUGGUCCACUAUGGAACUCGCCACAAACAUCAUCACCACCUCCGCGACAACCUGGAAGCCCCUCCUGGUGAAACUCGGCAUCAUCACCAGCUCGGAAAUCUCCGCCCCGCUUGCCGCGUUGACGAAUAGCCGGAAACUGCGCAACCAGAACGCUUUUAGUAUAGAGCUGGGUCGGUCGGGUAAGGGGCCGCAGACGCUUGUUGAGGCUCGUCCUGCCUUCUCGGAGGGGGAGGUGGAAACGUCUUCUACCGAGAGGAUACUGGUUGAGAGGGAGGUACAUGUUUAUUCUGACUAUCACGGACAUCAGCGGGGUGAUUAUUGA